This is a messenger RNA of Drosophila obscura, 422 nucleotides long. RefSeq lists its product as uncharacterized. The transcript has a single exon. The record is from RefSeq and is a predicted model, not a curated record. The coding region runs from base 162 to 290 and encodes 42 amino acids. NCBI's taxonomy places the organism in Eukaryota, Metazoa, Arthropoda, Insecta, Diptera, Drosophilidae.
UCAGUCUCUAAAAUCUGUUUGAAGCCAAUACACAGGUAAAACUUUAUAAUAAUUUUUGGCUCUUAAAAGUAUUUGUCGAAACGAGUAAAACAAACCCCGGAACCAACAGAAAGUUGUUGAUCUUUUUUUUGUACAAAAGUUUGCCCUGACUGUUCGUGAGAAUGGAUCGCGUUUUCGGAAAUGUUGAGAACAAGCUGAAGAGCAUGAUGAAGAUGGAGAGCAAGGGAAUGGCCCUGAAGCUGGUGGGAUUCUACGCCGUUGGCUAUACCCUGCGCAAGUUAAUCAAGUAGAUGGCCAAAGUUGCAGUGAAUGCCGUCCCCAAGCCCAGAUGUUCGUCCGUUUUGUGCCAGUCUUUGGCUCACAUUUAAAAAUUCAAUGUUCAAAUCGUUUGAGGGAUAAUAAAUUAUGAUCUCACCUCCAAA